AUGGAUGAAGCUGAGCAGGACCAGUAUGAAGCCCGCCUCAAGGAGCUCUUCGACAGCUUCGACAGCACGGGCACGGGGUCCCUGGGGCAGGAGGAGCUCACUGACCUCUGCCACAUGCUGCACCUGGAGGAGGUGGCCCCAGCGCUCCAGCAGACCCUGCUCCAAGGCAACCUCCUAGGCAGGGUCCAUUUUGACCAAUUCAAAGAAGCACUUAUCCUCAUCCUGUCCAGAACCCUCUCAAAUGAAGAGCACUUCCAAGAAACAGAUUCCUCCCCGGAAGCACAGCCCAAGUACAUCAAGGGGGGAAAACGCUACGGCCGGCGCUCCCUGCCCGAGUUCCAGGCGUCGGAGGAGGACUUUGCCGAGGUGACCGUCAUCGAGCCGCUGGGCCAGGACACCUGCCCCACACACACCUGUCCCUCCAGUGGCUGCCAGCAGCACUGGAAGACACAAGACAGCGAGGAGUAUGAGGCUGAGGGACAGCUGCGCUUCUGGAACCCAGACGACCUGAAUGCCUCCCCUGGAGCAUCACUGCCCACCCCAGAGUGGAUAGAGGAGAAACUGCAGGAGGUGUGUGAGGACCUUGGCAUCACCAGGGAUGGCCACCUCAACCGUAAGAAGCUGAUCUCCCUUUGUGAGCAAUAUGGGCUCCGGAUGGCAGCCGGGGAGGUAAUUGAAGAGGUGCUCUGUAACCUGGAGCAAGAUGGCACCAUGAGUGUAGAGGAUUUCUUCUACGGCUUGUUUAAAAAUGGGAAGUCCCUGACACCCUCAGCAUCUACCCCGUACAGGCAGCUGAAACGACACCUCUCCAUGCAGUCCUUCGACGAGAGCGGGAGGCGCACGGCCACCCCCUCCGCCAUGCCCAGCGCCCUCGGCUUCUGCCUCUUCUCCAGCCUGGAUGAUGGGAUGGGCUGUGGCUGUGUGGAGGACAUCCUCGACUGCUGGCACCAGGAGGGCAUAGAGAACAGCCAGGAGAUCCUGAAGGCUUUGGAUUUCAGCUUGGAUGGGAAGGUGAACCUGACAGAGCUGACGCUGGCGCUCGAAAACGAGCUUUUAAUCACCAAGAAUGGAGUCCACCAGGCAGCCCUGGCCAGCUUCAAAACAGAGAUCAGACACUUGCUGGAGAGGGUGGACCAAGUGGCCAGAGAGAAAGAGAAGCUGAGGUUGGACUUGGAGAAAGCUGAGAAGCUGAAAUCCCUGAUGGCCUCCGAGGUGGACGAUCACCACGCGGCCAUCGAGCGCCGCAACGAGUACAACCUCAGGAAGCUGGACGAGGAGUACAAGGAGCGAAUCGCGGCUUUGAAGAACGAGCUCCGGAGAGAGCGGGAGCAAAUCCUGCAGCAGGCUAAUAAACAGAGGCUGGAGCUGGAGCAGGAGAUAGAAAAGCUGAAAACUGAUGAGAACUUCCUCCGGGACCGCCUGGCCCUUUCCCUGAAGGAGAACAGCCGCCUGGAGAGUGAGCUACUGGAAACGGGAGAAAAACUGUCUGAGUAUGAAAGUCUGGCAAGCAAACUGCAGAGGAACUUGGAAAACGUCCUGGCUGAGAAGUUUGGUGACCUGGAUCCCAGCAGCGCAGAGUUUUUCCUGCAGGAGGAGAGGCUGGCACAGAUGAGAAGCGAGUACGAGCAGCAGUGCAGAGAGCUGCAGGACCAGAUAGAUGAGCUGCACUCGGAGCUGCAGGAGUACCGGGCCCAAGGCAAAGUGCUCCGGCCUUCCCUGAGAAAUUCCCUGUCGGAAGAAUUUGACAUGGAUAUGAAGAGUCAUGGCAACAGUGGCAUUGAGCCUGACCAAGGACUUGGUUCAGAAGACUGCAACCCCUUAAAUAUGAGCAUAGAGGCAGAAAUGGCUAUUGAACAAAUGAAGGAGCAACACCACAGGGAUCUACAUCACCUCAAGCAGGAGCUUGAAGACACAGUGAGCCGUUAUGAAAAGCAGCUGGAUGAGACAAAAAGUGACUGUGAGAAAGAACAAGAGGGUAUGAGGAAGAAGUACACUGAAGAGAUGCAUGUCAUGGAAAAGCAAAUGACUGGCCUUAAAAAUCAAAUUGCAGAACUGCAAGGAGAGGCAGCAGUGCUCAGAGAACAGCAAGAAAAGCUUGACUGUAAAUAUAAUGAUGAGAAAAACAAAUUACAAAUGCAGUUUGAUGAGGAAAAAGCCAAUCUGCAAGAACUACUGAGGCAGGAGCAUGAAGAAGAUAUUAGAGCCAGGCUGGAGCAGGUAAAUGAGAAGUUUAGUCAAGAACGGGAAGAACUGAUUCAAAAUGGUGUCUGGAUGGAAGAAAAGAUGAGAGUUCUGGUGCAGACACUGCAGGAAGAGAAGGGGGAGCUGGAACGUGGCUUUCAUGAGCAGCUGAAAAGGAUGGCAGAGGUGCAUGCCCUGGAGAAGGAGGAGCUCCAACAAGAGCUGCUGAGGAAGCACGAGCAGGACCUGAAGGAGGAAAGGAAAAAAAUGGAAAGUGACUAUGACAGAAGAGCAUCUAAUGCAGAAACUCAGUUUUCUGUUGAGACACAAACACUUGUGAGUAAAUAUGAAGAAACCAUCCAAAAUCUAGAAGGACGUUACCAGCAAGAGCUGCAUGAACUUGCUGAGCAGCAAAGAGAGGAGAAAUCCCAGUGGGAGUUUGAAAAGGAGGAAAUUGCUCAGGAAGUUGCUGAAGCCCACGAGAGACUGAAGGAAAGUCUGGCAAAUGAAAAAGCAGUUUCUUCUGCCCUCAGCCAGGAGAAAGAUCUCCUGGAGAAGAACUUCAAGGAAGAAGUGAACAAGCUUGUGUGCGAGAGAGAGCAGCUUCAGAAGGAGCUGUGGGACCUGAGGAAUGCUGCUGAGGUGGAGGAGAAGAAGUUGAAGGAGAAAAUAACACAACUCCAAAAUGACCACGAAAAAGAGCUAAAGAACAAAGAGGAGCAUAUGUCCGUGGUGGAAGAAGAUGGGAAGCUGGUUAGGCAAAAGCUGGAGAGGCUUGAUAGUGAAUAUAAGCAAGAGAAAGAAGACCUCAAUUCCAAGCUUCUUGCUCUGGAGAGUUUAAACAAAGACAUUUGUGUAAGAGCAGAAGCAGAAAAGGCUGAGAUGAGUUUGGAAAUCUCAGACCUUCAAGGGAAAAUACGGAAGUUGCAGUGGGAGACCCACAGUUUUUCUGCACUGCAAAAUCAUUAUAGGGUCCUGGAAAAGGAGUACGCCAAAGCAAAGAGCAAAAUCGCUUCUUCCUUUGGUGUGGUGCCUCUGGGAGGUGAUGGGGAUGUCCUCUUAAAUCUGCAGAGAGUGCACGAGCAAGCUGUGAAGGAGAAUGUCAGGAUGGCUGCUGAGAUUGUCAGGCUGCAGCACAGGCUGCAAGCUGUGGAGCAGGACCUGCUGCCACCACCCAGUCCUGCCUGCUCCAACUCCAUCUCACAACCAUCUCAGCUGCCAGAUGAAAUAGAUCCCAUCUCUGAAGAGCUGCCCAGUGACUGGAGAGGUGCAGACAAGGGAACAGAUUCAAAUGUCCUUCUGCUUUUGGAGGCAGACAGUACAGACCUGGAAGAAAUGACUGAGGUUGAUUCAGAUUUGGAGAAAGCCUGUGUUGAAGCCAGGCCAGGUGGCCCCGCACUCGAGGCACGGGUGUGUCAGAUGCAAGGAAAUAAAGCAGCACUGGAAGCUGAUGGCAAUCAGGGCUGUGACAAUCAAGAGCUGCUUUCUCUUCUGACAAAAAAGAGGGAACUCAAGAACACUCUUGAGAGACAACCCAGAUCAAAAGUGCUACAGAACGAUACUAAGCAGCGGAAGGUUCAUCUGCUAAAUCACAGAAUGACUCCUGAAAAUAAAGGGUUUGCUUCUGAUGCUUCAGAGCUGGAGGUUGAGCUUGAGAAGGCUGAGGAACUGAGUGAAGACUCUCUCCAGCUUGAUCAUGCUCCUGGGCCAACAACUGGUGACCUGAAAAGCAUAAUAACUCAGCUUUGGGAAAGGGUAGAAGAGUUAGAAGACAGAUCAAUGGCACAGGCUAAAGUCCUGUCACUGCAAGAAGAAAUUCAAGUAGAAAAUGAGGAUCUGAAAUGUGAAAUGAUAAAAUUAGUUGAAAAAAAUAAGGUGCUAGAAGACAACUUGCAUAAGCUGAGAAGGCUUCUUUGCAAGCUAGGACAAAAUAAGCUGGAAAGUGUUAAGCUUGGAGAGGAAAACACACAGCUCCUCCAAAAAAUUGAAGAAUGGGAACAUCUACAAGAACAAGGCACACAAGGAAAUGUAGCUGCACAUGGUGACAUGUUAAGACUGCGGUGCCAGCUUGGGAAGCUGGGAGAACAUGCUGGGAGGUGCACAGGUCAGCAAGACAAGCAUGUCCAGAGUGACAGCACGGGAACAGAAACAUCUGCAGAACAGGAGGAGCUGCAGGAGCCCGACCGAGAGCUGGAGGAGAAGGCUGCUGCUCUGCUUAACCCAAAAGACACACAUUUCCCCGAGGAGAGAGAAGAGAGGAGUACAGUGAUGCACGGCCUGCAAGGCACAUGCACUGAGCUGCAGCAAAAAGUUGAUCUUCUGAGGUGUGAAGCUGAGAAGCUCAGAAAAGAAAAUGCUAUUUUGAAAAAUGAAGUGACUUUAUUAAAUGAGGAAGGUAGUGCUUCCAGCCUGAAACUGAGGGAGCUAAGUGGAUCCCAAGAAGAAAUGAGGGAAAAGAUAGAGGCUAUGAGGAAGGAGAAAGUGACUGUACAGAAGAUGGUUGACAACCUGAAAAAGCAGGUAGCAGAUCUGAAGACCAGGAACCAGCAGCUGGACUCUGAAAACACAGAACUUAGCCAGAGAAACUCCAAAAAUCAAGCAGAUGUGCAGGAUCCUAAUCAACAGCUGGCAAGGGUGCUCCAGCAAAAGGAAAGGGGAGCAGGAGAGUGUACCCUGGAAGAGUGGGAAAAGGAGAGACUGGUACUGCAAGAGGAACUGGAAAACUCCAAAGUAAAGACAUCAAACAUGGUGUCCUCCUUGGAGAUGGAGCUGUCAAAAAUGAAGGCUCAAGCUCAUGUAUUGGAGCAGGAGAACCACAUCCUGCAGCAGGAACUGGAGAAGACAAAGCAGCUGCCCAGAUGUCCUGAUCUCUCUGACCUUCAGAACGAAGUGUCCAGCUUAAUUACUAAAAAUGAAAAGCUGCAGAAAGAAAAAGAAGCCCUGAGGGAGGAAUUAAACAGAUACAUUGAUAAGGUAGCCAAACUAAGCUGCUUAGAGAAUGCAAUUGCCAGCUUGAAGCAGCAACAGGAGUCCUGGGACAGCCAGACACUGACAACACAACUCACUGUCUCACAAGAAAAGGUCCAGAAUUUAGAUGAAACUCUGCAAAACACCAACCUCCAACUGUCCCGAGUAAAAUCAGACCAGUGGAUGAUACAGCAGGAGAAUGAAACCCUGAAACAAGAAGUGAUGUCUCUGCACAAGCAGCUGCAGAAUGCCAAUGAAAAGAACCGGGUUCUAGAACUGGCUGUGCCUUCCUCAGGGCUGCAGGACCAACACAGGCAGCUGCACUGGGAUGAACUGGACCAGCUGACCAAACAGGAGCAGGAGCUGCUCAGGCAGGAGAAUGAGAGGCUGCAGAGGGAAGUCCAGAGCACUAAAACAGACCUGACUCACUCCAGAGAGAAGAUCCGACAGCUGGAAUCUACCAUCCUUUCCCUAAAGCACCAAAAGCAUCAGAGCCAGUCAGGUAUCAUCAAACCCAUAAAGCAAGAGAAAUUAAGCUUGAAUAGUGUGUGUGAACAGCUUCAGAAGGAGUUGUCAUCUGCAAACAGGAAGAUCAGUCAGAUGAAUUCUCUUGAACGUGAACUGGAAACGAGCUCAGAAAAUGAAGGGCUAAGAAAAAAGCAAGUCAAACUGGAUGAUCAGUUAAUGGAGAUGCUCCACUCAAGCAGCAGUGUGAUGCUUAGUCAAUCCCUGCACUCCCGGGAGCUCCAGCAGCAAGGCUGUGCUGUGGUGCCCAAGGAACAGUUCCUGCAGCUCCAACACCAGCUGUUACAAGCAGAGAGGAGGAGUCAACGUCUUCAGGAAGAACUUGAAAGCCGACCCUCUGAAACAAACAUGCAGCAGGCGGGUCAUGAGCAGCUUCUAAAAAUGAUGGAAGAACGCAUGGUGGAUGUUGAACAGAAGCUAAGGCUUGUGAAGAGGCUUCUCCAGGAUAAAGUAAAUCAGCUGAAAGAACAACUUACCAAGAACACUAAAGCAGAUGCAAUGGUCAAGGACCUCUAUGUUGAGAAUGCACAGCUGCUGAAGGCUUUGGAGAUGACAGAACAGCGGCAGAAAACUGCUGAAAGGAAAAACUAUUUACUGGAAGAAAAAAUUGCCAACCUCAAUAGAAUAGUAAAGAACCUGGCAGCCCCAGUGUUUAAUUCAGCAUCUGAGAUAAGGUCAUAG
This is a messenger RNA of Chaetura pelagica (chimney swift), 6354 nucleotides long. RefSeq names its product ninein (GSK3B interacting protein) (gene NIN). Gene Ontology annotation, molecular function: calcium ion binding. Gene Ontology annotation, cellular component: centrosome. The record is from RefSeq and is a predicted model, not a curated record. The transcript has 29 exons. Gene Ontology annotation, biological process: microtubule anchoring at centrosome. NCBI's taxonomy places the organism in Eukaryota, Metazoa, Chordata, Aves, Apodiformes, Apodidae. Bases 1 to 6354 code for a protein of 2117 amino acids.